AUGGAAUCUCAGGAUGGUUCCAAUGCAGCCACGUCCAUCACCGAGGACGGCACGCCUGGAUGCUAUACUUUGAGAGAGAUUAUUCGGGACGUGCCACUAUCCACCGACGAGAAUGGCGUGCAAGCAUAUAUUACGUGUGUCGACGCAUGGAAUGCCAAUUUAUAUAUCGGCACAUCUUCUGGAGAAGUGCUGCACUAUGUCUCCAUACCCCCCGACCCGAGCGAUGAGAGUGGUCAGCCAGUAUACAUCUUCGCGACUAGAAUCGAGCCAGGAUAUACGGCCCUGCAGACCGGAGCGGACAAAGGAGUGAAACAGAUACUGCUGUUACCAAGUGCUGGGAAGGCUUGUAUCGUGUGCAAUUCCACGCUCACAUUCUACACACUGCCCGAGCUGAGUCCAGCCUGGGCUGCAAAAUACACUCAGAAUGGCUGCCUGUGGGUCGGCGGCUUAGAUCGCAAUGGAUCAGAAGAAGAGAGCGGGCAGAAACACAACGGACCUAUAGCAGUCAUUUGUCUGCGAUCAAAGAUACGCUUGAUACGCAUUGGAGACGAUCCACGGAGAAUCAGAGACAUUGAGCUUGGGGGUGUUGGCGCACUGGAGAGGAGAAGCGAUGUCGCUUGCGUUGCAGAUGGAGAAUCGUACUCACUUUUGGAUGUUGUCAAUCAACGGAAAAAUACCUUAUUCCCCAUAUCUUCCUUGAGUAUUCCGAGCCCAGUUCCGACGCAGCAGGAGACUCUUGCUCCGCUACCUCAGCAGCGACGCCCCCCAUCACGAAGCUUCUCCUCUCGGAGUCCAGCAAGGGAAGGACGGUCGCAUCAGAGGAUUGUCAGCCUAGGAGGACAGCCACAGGGCAAUGAUCGUCUUCGACCCGAUGGCAACUCGCCCUGGCCUGCAAGGAAAUCAUCGAGGCUGGAGGCUGAAUCUCCUGCCCCGCCAUCCAGCAGAGAAGAAAGUCCCAAGAAGACAGAGAAUGCGCCUGAAGCGCCGUCAACAGAACCCACCGAGCCAGCGACAGCCGAACCAAAAGUGGUACCAGAAGCUCCGCUGAGAGCGAACAUCGUCACACCUACGCCAAAUGAGUUCUUGCUCACCACAGGCACCAAAAGGAGCGAUCCCGGCGUUGGCUUAUUUGUCAAUCUUGAUGGCGACGUAGUUCGGGGCACCAUGGAAUUUGCAAGCUAUCCCCAGUCUCUUGUUCUAGACGAUGGCGAUAAUGCUUCCCUGCCGUCAAAUGAAGCGGCUGAAGGAUGGGUCCUGGCAAUGGUUCAACAGAAGGUCAUUGACAAGCGCCGAAGGUGUAUCGAAAUUCAAAGAUGGGAUGUAGAUCCCGGAGAGGCACACAGACGCAAAGAAAUCCUUGCUCUGGGAGACAUUGAAGAGACUCUCGAUGCUGAAGCUGCAUUUUUUGGAUAUGGACUUCGCAAUGCGAGACAGUCUUCCGAGCUUGCUGUCACGGGAAUCAGUACCAGUCUCCGUCUAAGGCGAUUGAAGGUCAAAGACGCAAUCGACUCAGAAGCUGACCAGAGGCGUACGGCAGAGGAAGACAAGCUUGCCUCGCGCUUCUCUCAAGUCAGGGUCAAUGUACUGACAUAUGCUGUCGAUCGUGUAUCAUGGCUUGUGCGAGAACCAAUGUUACUGCAGCUGGACAAGCAGCUCAACCUUGCUCUGGCGAAAGCCACAGACGACGUUCUAGCUAUUGAUGUGCCGGUGGUGCAGCGCGUAGUAAAUGGAGUCCGUGGCCAAGAACCGCGAGAUGAACUGGAAUUCGUCACACUCACAUACAUUCGGCAGAAAGCAGCGCUGCUUCUGUUUGGGAACCUCAUCCUUCAGACCGCAGGCGGUGUAAUCUCAUAUGAACAUGAUAAGCGACGGACUGAAGAUGCCUUGACCGCCGGCGAAAUUGACCCAAGGAUCGUAUUGACACUGGUUCCACCUUUCGAUGAGGAAAUUUCGGAAGGACCCGGCAUUUGGAUGCCUCAAGGUCUGCGUGAUACUGUGGACUGGCUCAAAAAUGGUAUCGACUUUUCCAGGAUAGACCGGAAUACCAAAGGUCCUUUCGGCGAGAAUAUACUCAGCCUCAUCAAGCGCUUUCUGAUGACAUGGCGUAAGAAGAAGGGCUUCGGAAGUGUUGCCGACGAGGCGAAUGUCUUCCAGACCGUCGACGCUGCAUUGAUCCGUGUCCUGCUCUUGCUCGACCAGAACACGCCACGAGGACCAGCAUCAGCAGGCUCUACUCGCGCUGAGCUCAACGAUGUUGUAGACCGCGGAGUUGACUGCUUCGAUCGGGCGAUCAACCUUUUCGAGGAGCACCAUAGACUGUACGUUCUGAGUCGCCUCUAUCAGAGCAAGAAGAAUGUCUCGAAAGUGCUUGCCACCUGGAGGCGUAUCCUAGAUGGCGAGAAAGAUGCUGGAGGCGAAUUGAUUGAGGGUGAGCAUGAGAUGCGAAAAUAUCUCUCCAAAAUUCGAGAUGCAGGCCUUGUUCAAGAAUACGCUGCCUGGCUAGCAAAUCGGAACCCGAAACUUGGCGUUCAGAUAUUCGCCGAUGACAGCAGCAGAGUCACAUUCGAGCCCUCACAAGCAGUGGCGAUCCUCAGAGAGAAGGCGCCGGGCGCUGUGAAGGACUAUCUCGAGCACCUGGUGUUCGGGAAGAAUCACGUCCAGUAUGUGAAUGAUCUCAUCGCAUUCUACCUGGAUACCGUUCUACACCAGCUUGAGAACAGCAAGGAAGCUAGACAGACGCUGCUCGAAUCAUACGAGAUCUAUCGGGCACAGUAUCCUCCGAAGCCCACCUACUCACAAUUCAUCACCGACAACGCAGUCGAAGCAGAAUGGUGGCACAACCGCUUGCGACUUCUACAGCUCAUUGGUGGCAGUCACGGCGCAGCAUCCAAGUACGAUGUCCAUGCUCUGGGAGAACGACUCGCACCAUACAGCAACGAACUCGUGCCUGAAAUGAUCAUUUUGAAUGGCCGCGAAGGCAAGCAUGAAGAGGCAUUGCGGCUCCUGACACACGGCCUCGGCGAUUACGACACUGCCAUACAUUACUGCCUUCGAGGCGGCUCCAGUAUCUUCCACCCAUCGGUUGGUCUCGGUGUAGACCAAGAGCUGCCGUCUCACGAAGAACAGUCCACGCUUUUCAACCACCUUCUGUACGAGUUCUUCAACAUCGAAGACCCGAAUGAGCGUCUCGAGCGCACAGCGGAAUUGCUCGAGAGGUACAGUGGAUGGUUUGAUCUUCUUGCAGUCUUGGAUCUUGUGCCCGAUGACUGGUCAGUGGAGCUGGUCAGCGGGUUUUUGGUGCAUGCUUUCAGAAGACUCGUGAGAGAGAAGAACGAAACAGUAAUUGUGAAGGCGCUGUGUGGUGCGCAGAACUUGCAGAAGAAUGUGCAAGCUAUCGAGAAGAUUCAGGGACUUGGGCCAGUAAUUCAAGUGGAUGAUAUGACUGAUGCUGCGGCGGUAGGCUGA
Pseudocercospora fijiensis CIRAD86 is the source of this 3465-nucleotide messenger RNA. RefSeq lists its product as uncharacterized. Bases 1 to 3465 code for a protein of 1154 amino acids. Lineage: Eukaryota; Fungi; Ascomycota; Dothideomycetes; Mycosphaerellales; Mycosphaerellaceae. The record is from RefSeq and is a predicted model, not a curated record. Gene Ontology annotation, cellular component: cytoplasm; fungal-type vacuole membrane. Gene Ontology annotation, biological process: autophagy; endosomal vesicle fusion; vesicle-mediated transport. The transcript has a single exon.